AUGAAAGGCUUCCUUUCCUUUGCAGUCCUGGCUCUGCUGCUGCUGCCCAGCUCCCAGGCAGUCUAUGUUCAGGAUGGAGACUUGAAAUUCUCCCUUGAGUCUGUGAAGAAGCUAAAGGAGCUCAUGGAUGAGAAGAGACAGGUUAACCCUCGCAUGAUGGUGUCAGUGGCUGGCUCCUCCCCAUGUGGUGACAAAGAACUCCCUGAGGAGUUUCAACCAGUGUGCACAAGAGGAGAUGCACCCAAGAUAUUCGAGAGGCUGAGCUCAGCUAUCCAAGAUUCUGAUUUAUGUGAGAUCUGUGCCAAUGCUGCCUGUGCUGGUUGCUUUUGAAUCAAGAGGAAGCUCUCCAAAGAAGAUGUGUUGAGGGAAGAAGCUCAUGCACCCCACAGCUCUGGGUUAUCACCACCUUUCCCAGCCCAUGCUUUCCAGCUUUCCAGUUGGAGAACUCUCUCCCUCUAGUCUGCAUGUGACCUGCAUGUCUGUACCAGAAGUGCAGCCAGUAGCUUGGGGAUGAGUUCCUGGUGUUCAGCAACACCUCCAUGGCCAGCAGUUUCUCAGUCUUGUGCUGACUGCUGCCCACUUAGGGGAUGGAUGUGGAUGAGCAG
Molecule: messenger RNA, 605 nt
Organism: Pogoniulus pusillus (Red-fronted tinkerbird)
Lineage: Eukaryota; Metazoa; Chordata; Aves; Piciformes; Lybiidae
Product: guanylin-like
Exons: 3
Coding region: 1-330 (109 amino acids)
Cellular component (GO): extracellular region
Molecular function (GO): guanylate cyclase activator activity
Source: RefSeq, a predicted model, not a curated record